This is a messenger RNA of Xyrauchen texanus (razorback sucker), 2278 nucleotides long. Its product is annotated as heparan sulfate glucosamine 3-O-sulfotransferase 3A1-like. Bases 140 to 1348 code for a protein of 402 amino acids. NCBI's taxonomy places the organism in Eukaryota, Metazoa, Chordata, Actinopteri, Cypriniformes, Catostomidae. The transcript has 2 exons. Gene Ontology annotation, molecular function: [heparan sulfate]-glucosamine 3-sulfotransferase activity. The record is from RefSeq and is a predicted model, not a curated record.
CGAGAGUUCACUUUGAAGAGCAGCGCGCGAACGAACACUAAUCCACCUUCUCAUGCUCUUUUAUGUUUCUUUAUGGCAACACCGAGUAAUGUCAGUCUAGCAUGGCUUUCUCUCCAGCUCUUGCCACCUGUGGACCGACAUGGCAUUUAGUCGAGUCUUUUCGGACCCUCCGUCCAAGAGCAUCUUCAAGACAUUCGCGGUCAUGCUGCUGUCUAUAUUCGCCUCUCUUUUCUUUCUCCACUGCCUCACAGAGCGAUAUGGGACCUGCACACCCACUGAGAAAAGAGACACAGUUCUUGUUGAGGGAUUUUACGCCUCUGACCUAAAAUACUCUGGGUCGAUGAGGAGAAAGAGACUUCUUCAAAAAUGGACCUCCACGAAACCUUUGGUGACGAGGCACCACAGCUUGAUCCAUCAGCUCGCGAGUGUCGGUGAAGAGGAUUUACCUGAACUUAAGGCAGAUAAACGACUUUCUCAGUCAAUCAUCAAGGUGUUAAACUCUGUGGAUGUAGAUUUAGAGGCUGGAGGCUCGUAUUUUAAUACAGGGAAAUUAAGUUCGUUGGGUGAGGGCAGUAAGAAGCUGCCUCAGGCGAUCAUCAUCGGCGUGAAGAAAGGCGGGACGCGCGCGCUGCUGGAGUUUCUGCGCGUGCAUCCCGAUAUCCGCGCGGUCGGAGCGGAGCCGCACUUUUUCGAUCGUAACUAUGACAACGGACUUGACUGGUACAGAGACCUGAUGCCUAAGACUCUGGAGGGCCAAAUCACCAUGGAAAAAACACCAAGCUACUUUGUGACCCAUGAGGCUCCAGCUCGGAUCUAUGCCAUGUCCUGUGACACCAAGCUGAUUGUAGUGGUCCGGGACCCCGUCACACGAGCCAUUUCCGACUACACACAAACAUUGUCCAAGAAGCCUGACAUUCCCUCUUUUGGGAGCCUUACGUUCAAAAACAAGUCUACAGGGUUGAUAGACACCUCAUGGAGUGCCAUUCAGAUUGGCAUCUAUGCUAAGCACCUGCACAACUGGCUGCAGUUCUUCCCCAUGGGUCAGAUUCUGUUUGUGAAUGGAGAACGAUUGAUUAGUGACCCAGCCGGAGAGCUGGGCCGUGUGCAGGACUUCCUGGGUCUCAAGAGGAUCAUCACAGACAAACACUUCUACUUCAACCAGACCAAGGGCUUUCCUUGUCUCAAGAAGGCUGAGGGCAGCAGCAAGCCCCAUUGCCUGGGCAAAACCAAAGGGAGGACUCACCCAAACAUUCACCCAGAGGUAGUGCAGAGACUUAGAGACUUCUACAGGCCGUUUAACAUGAAGUUCUACCAGAUGACAGGCAGCAAAUUUGGCUGGGAUGAUUGACAACAGUUUAUGUUGAACAAUGGGGUUAGACUAUAGAGAAAGACCCUUGAUUAAAGGAUCUCCUCACUAUGAUCACACCAGCAACAGGAAUAGGUACUAUUUCCUGUCUCUGCAAAAUACCAAAAAGUUGUCCAAUCUGGCUAUGGAGAAAUUAUAGAAAACGUGUGCACAUCCAACCCAAGUUGUAUACUGAUGCAGGACACAAUGCAACUAAUGUAGAAAAAACUAACUUUGUUGGAUAAACUGAUUAUUUGCAGGUCUGACAACGGCUAAGACCAGCAAACCAGCUUAGGCCUUUUUCAGCAUGGAAAAACCACACACUCUUAUUAUUAUUAGUCCAAAUUUUAUUAAAAUAUUGUGACAUUUCAUCCACUUAGGUCUUCAUCAAGCAAAAAUAUGAAGAUAAAAGUUGUUGCGUCAUUGGGAUUAAAACGUAUUUGUUUAAUACAAUUUUGAGGAAUAAUAACAGUUUAUGCUGAGAUUUUCCAGUCUUGUUAUGGCUAUAUUUGUAAUUUCAACAGCCUUGUGUUGCCUGAGGCCCUGGAGAGAAGUAAUGCUUACUCAAAGCACAGUGCUUUCUUGUAACAUAAAAGCUGGGACUAAGCAACAAUGCUCAGUGGGACUGUGAACUGUGAAAUAUCCACUGUGUGUCUGGGGUUUGGAGAUCAAACCAGUCCUCCUGCCAUAUUUAAUGUAGAGAAAGACUAGCUGCUUUAACACUCACUGAGCACUUUAUUAGGAACACUAUGGUCCCAGUAAAGUGUCCGAUGUGGUCUUCUGCUGUUGUAGCCCAUCUUCCUCAAGGUUCGACGUGCUGUGCAUUCUGAGAUGCUAUUCUGCUCACUACAUUUGUGUACAGAGUGGUUAUCCAAGGUUUGUUUUUUGUGGCACCAUUCUGAGUAAACUCUAGAGACUGUUGUGCAUGACAAU